AUGGCCACCAAAAUAUUGAAUACAGCAGCUCAAGUAUAUCUUUUUUUUCGUAAAGGAGGCAAGUAGGUCUCAUCUGAAAGAACUCUCCAAGACUUCUCCAAAGAUACCGAAAAACUUCUAUGUGUUCUGGUUACCGAAGCAUUGAAUGUUAACCAGUUGGUUUAAAAAUAACACACAUUGCACCCCUAUAGCCUCAUAAAGACAGAAAAUAUAAACCUGAAACUCCCCAUAGGCUCAUUCUUCAGAUGGCUCUUUCUCUGUGCCAAACUUAAAAGAAAUCAAAGCAUGUGGUGCUGAAAAGUGCUUCUUCAUUGAUUUCAUAUGGAAUUCCCGAACUGAUUCUUUGUCUUGUGUCUAGCUUUCAGUGGAGUUUGGCAGUAUCCAAUUGGCAAUAGAGGAGGAAUCCAGUACUUUUCCAGCAUUUCUCCUGGUAAGAAUCACACUCAUCCAUCAUGAAGUUUAUGUCACGGUUCUCACCUGAUAGACAGACGGCAAGACGUGGUCGCUCUUGGAGUUCCCAACAGGGGACUUGAACCGGGGAUCUUCUCAGUCCUGGUCCUGCUUUCUACCUCUGAGCCACAGCAGCUAUUUACAGUGAAGACUGAUUCCAAUCCUGUUCAUCCUGACAUGGCUACUACUCUGGGGGCUGCACCUUGACUUGGCUGUGUUUCACCUGACUCUGAUCAGUCAUCAGCAGGGUAUAUAAACCCAGCCUCGCCCUGUGCUCAGUGUCAAGUCCUUGAUCCUGUUUGUUCCAGUGUUUCUGUUUCAUCGCUUCGCAUUAUUGACCCCGGCUUCCUGACUCGUUUAUUCUGACUUCUGGCAUCCCUUGACUUCGGCUACUCCUCGUUGUUCCUGUCCUCUGGCAUCCUUUGACCUCGGCUAUCCCUCGACCAUCCUGCUGGUUCAGUCCUUGCCUGUCCUGCGUAUUGGUACUGCAUCCUGCACAGCCCCCGUGCACAGACCCACAGGCCAGGUGAAUUCUUACCUGACCACCUCGGCCUGUGGCUAUCUGCAAGGGUGAGCAUCAUAUCUGCGCUACAGACUCCCAACUCAGGUAAGACCCUGACAUAAGGACUUGACCAUUAUGGAGUCCGCAGAGAUGUGCUCACCCUCGACCCAGCGUGUGUCCAGCCUGGCCCAGACUGUUUCGGAGCUGCAGCAAGAAAUUUUAUUCCUUAAAGGCGCAGUACAUCCAGCCCCGGAACCAGCUUUUCCUGAACCGUUUGUCAUCAUGCCCGACCGAUUUGAUGGUAGCCGCACAUCCUUUCAGUCUUUCAAGAUGGAUUGUGAGGUGUUGUUUUCCUUAAAGCCUCGAACAUAUGCCACAGAAUUCAUCAGGGUCAGAGCGGCUAUCAACCUGUUGUCUGGACGCAUCAAAGUUUGGGCUCACCAAAUGUUGCAGACGAAGAGUCCUGUCCUGGUCAGCUGGGAAUCCUUUAGUACUGCUAUGGACUCACAAUGUAAGACCACUGUGGCCAAGUCAGCUCCACGUACUAAAAAAUCUCAGACUCUUCCUAACCAAGAAACCGAGUACCACCACUACGCCCCAGAAAUGCCUCCUUAUGUUCCAGCUCCCAGGAAAACUCCAGAGGUAUCCGGUGUUCCACUUGACCCUGUGGAACCUAUGCAAUUAGGACUCGUCCACUGCAAAGUGACACCUAAGGAAAAAGACCGAAGGAGAAGCUAUGGCCUAUGUUAUUACUGUGGAGAAAAAGGGCACUUCAUCACGCUUUGUCCUGUUCGCCCUCCUAGACCUCCAGCUCUCCGACUUGGUACUAGUUUCCUUCGCCCUGUGUACACCGCAUACCAGCCUAAAAAGCCAAAUAGAAGCCGUUGUGCUUGCACAUGCUUGGCUUCCGCGAGAAAACCUCCAUCCCCUGCUCCAGAGCCUCCUGCAUCUACUCCCGAAGUUGCUUCCUGUGAUACCACCACUACUUCCUGCCCGCCCGAAGAGGUUUUACCUGUGGAUUGUGCCGUUACUUCUAAUGGCACUAUAGUCCGUAAAGAAGACCUUGAUAUGUUCGAAAAAGCAUUGUUAGCUGCGAACACUGCUCCUGCCAAAGUUUUGGAAGUGCUUGCCACCUGUACCCGGAACCUAAAAGACCUGGACAAUUCUCCAGCCGUACCAGAAGCUGGUACUGCGGACUCCCAAGCUGUAAAGGGAAUCCUUGCUGGGGAGUUUGACUAUGGGGACUCACUGGAUUCAGAUAGUGACCCUGGAGAGGUGUACUAUGCUGACAAUGAACCCAUUCACGCCCGGAGGUCGUUUUUAAAGGGGGGGGUACUGUCACGGUUCUCACCUGAUAGACAGACGGCAAGACGUGGUCGCUCUUGGAGUUCCCAACAGGGGACUUGAACCGGGGAUCUUCUCAGUCCUGGUCCUGCUUUCUACCUCUGAGCCACAGCAGCUAUUUACAGUGAAGACUGAUUCCAAUCCUGUUCAUCCUGACAUGGCUACUACUCUGGGGGCUGCACCUUGACUUGGCUGUGUUUCACCUGACUCUGAUCAGUCAUCAGCAGGGUAUAUAAACCCAGCCUCGCCCUGUGCUCAGUGUCAAGUCCUUGAUCCUGUUUGUUCCAGUGUUUCUGUUUCAUCGCUUCGCAUUAUUGACCCCGGCUUCCUGACUCGUUUAUUCUGACUUCUGGCAUCCCUUGACUUCGGCUACUCCUCGUUGUUCCUGUCCUCUGGCAUCCUUUGACCUCGGCUAUCCCUCGACCAUCCUGCUGGUUCAGUCCUUGCCUGUCCUGCGUAUUGGUACUGCAUCCUGCACAGCCCCCGUGCACAGACCCACAGGCCAGGUGAAUUCUUACCUGACCACCUCGGCCUGUGGCUAUCUGCAAGGGUGAGCAUCAUAUCUGCGCUACAGACUCCCAACUCAGGUAAGACCCUGACAGUUUAUUCUUUUUUUGUGUUUUGUUUUUAUUUAGCCAGUUAAACACAGUCACAUUUAUUUACUAAAGUAAGAAUUGUUGGGAAUUCAAAGUGAAUUUCACAUUUAAAGACCCAUUAUAGACAAGGCAGUGGUCUGGGUGAAGUGGCCCUGUCGUUUUAAUCCUGCAAUGUAAAACUGGAGUUUUUUUGUAGAUAUGGUAGUGUUUACAUUGCAGGGCUAAACACACCUCUAGUGGCUUUCUUCCUGACCACCAUUAAAGGAUGCUUCCACUGCUACGACUGAAUCAAACUCAGUUAUUUGAUGUUUAGUGUCCUCCGCACUCAACGAAUGUUAUUGUUAGAUUGCAAUGCACAGUCUGAAUGACUGCAACAACGGAUUUUUCCAAGACUGUUUAAUUUUAAUUUUUGCUCGCUUAGUUUAAUAGAGGGUUUGACAAAUUUGCUUGGAAUCUAGGAACGAGCCAAAAAAAAGUUAGGAGCCAUUUUUUUUUUAAACCAACAAGUUUAUAUUCAACAGCAAAAAUACAAUUCUUAAAAGGAUACAAUAGUCACCAAAACCACUAUAGCUAAAUUUUCUCUACUAUUUCUGUGUAUCUGAGGAUAUUAAAAUAAGAUUUCCAUGUCAAUUACGUAAUUUAUCCAUUAUUAAUUGCUUUUGGUAUGGAGGGGAGGUGUGAAUUUUAAGUUUACUUUCAGGUUGUGAGACGAAAAAGGUUAAUAACCCUGAUAUAGAAUAACUCCAGAAACCUACUAGUCUGUUACUUGGAAGGAAGUUUUGGUUGUGUGGUUAUAGUACUCUUCUAAGAGCAACAGGGACAUUGCACCAAGUCCACUUCAAUUAGCGUAAGUGACUAUAGUGUCUUUUUAAGGCAUGGCAUUAAAACUCCAAGAGGAGUACUGGCAACCCCAACCUUGUGGAGACCCAGCACAUCGGAAAGUUGAACUCUAACAUGUUUAAAAUGUAAUCAUUUAGCAGUUAAAACUUGUACUACAGGGUUCGCGAGCAGUAAAAACAAUAUAUUUCAUAACUCAAACAGAGGGAAUCUGAUCAUCUCUCGACUCAUUUGUUUCAAUAUGGGGAAGAGGUCUAAGAAACCCACUCAGGAGACGGCAAAAGACGGAUCGGGGAUCUCUUCAUGGCGGGCCUAAAACUAAAAUGGCUGCAGUGCUAGAUUCCCGGAGUUCAUACACGGAGGAGUGUGGCGAAACCAACCUCGCCACUGUGAACUGGAGAAGCCUGGUUGCUCGCCUGCUCCCUUUGGACUAUGGCCCUGCAGGUUAAACCGUUUAUUUCCCCUGCAUAAAGGCUUAUUUGUGUGAUCUGAGUGCCAUUCAUCUAAUAAUGUGCACUCAGAUCCCAGCUAUCUGGGGAUAUGUGAAAUGUCUGUGUGUUAUGUGUAAAAUGUGACUUUAUGUAUUUUAAAGUGUUUUGUGUCUUUUUGCAACCAUGUGCUUAAUGGAGUCUUGUGUCUAUCCUGGGAGAUAAUUGAAUUACUCUCCAGGAUAGAAGACUCUGAAACUGGUUUGGGCCAGAAAGCCAUGCUUCAUUUAGUCACAAAGGACUUUCCCUUAACUUUUGAACCCCUGGUCUGAUUCGUGCCAUUUUUUUAUAUGUUGUUCCCCUGAAUGGAUUGAUUAUGAAAAUGUAUGUUUUAUGUUUGUGACAUGUAUAUUUUAGAAGUUAGAAAUAUUGUGUAAAAACUGUAUUCCUCUGCCGGUGAUAAUGAGAUUACCCAUUGUGUUCAGUAAUCAUAUCACCUGCAGAGGGGAGGAUUUUGUGUGGGAGUGUCUGGGUGUAUUGUACGGAUUGAUUGGUUGUUUUGUAACGCCCUGUGGGCUGUACUAUGUUUGUGGAUUGGGAAUAAAAGAGACUGUAUGUAACAGUACAGGGAGUUCCUGUUUUAACCCUCAAAGUGAAGUGUCGUCUCAUUAUUGGGGGAAGGAUUUACUGUAUGCUGUUCCAGUUUGACUGCUAGGAGAGUAAACCUAUUCGUAUGGUUCCUAUUCAACGGUCUACAGCAUUCAUAUGCUUGGGAGAAUUUAUUUGUUUCUCCGGUUCGGUGAUUGUGGUGUCUGCCAGAGUGCUUGGAGUCCUCAGGAAGCGCUUGGAGCAUCCUUCAACGGAGGUACCCAGUCGGGGUGCCAGGCGAUCCGUUACAAGGAGAAACCCUUGGAUGCCCCUGACCACAUACCUAAGGCCGAGGAUCCUCUUCCUACAGAAUUACUGGGGGACCUGAGGGCUCCAGCAACUAAGGGAGACAUCUUAGACCUCCUGAAAAACAUACGCGUCUGGUUCUGAGUGGACAUCGCAGUACUGCAAGAAGAGAUGACCACAGUCACAGACCGGUUGAAAACUGCAGAGAAAUAUACUGUACGUCAAGUGGGCAGAGCCGAAAAAUUUCAGCAACUACAGUUUUCACUCCAGGCCUUGCAGACUAGACUGGAUACACUAGACGACGCAAGGCGAUGGAAUAACAUCAAAAUAUGUAGCAUAGCAAACCCAUAGAUGACAGGGAGCUGCCACACUUCCUCCGAUGCCUCCUCUCUGCUAUCCUGCACCCCAGACUAGCCAAACAUACACCCGUGGAGGGGUCUUAGGGGCUUCUUAAGUCCGCGGGGCUCUAGCGGCUGCAUCCUGCGAUGUUCUACUUCGCUUCCAAUCCUUUCGUGACAAGAUGGCGGUGGUACACACGCUUAAAAACGAAGACAUACAGCUCACCUUCCUGCAGGAUUUAUGCGGGACACUCUGGCCCUGUGAGAAGUCAGUAUCAAGUACCGAUGGGACCCAUCUCGCACCCUUCUGGUCACCAAGUGAGAUUCCACCUUCUGACUCAACUCCCUGGAUGACAUGGGCUCCUUCCUGAGAAGCUUGGGGCUGGACCAGUCUAACCCACACACCGCAUCUGCAGGGUGCUGCUGGGACGUUCCCAAUAUUGUCCCCUUUGUACCUUGCCCCGCAGUAUAUACAGGCUGAGACUAUCCUGUCAUCCUUUGGAUGCAACAAGACCCUCCACCAUGGAGAGUGAAGUCAGAAUCUCACUGUAAAUGCUGUUUUAAUGUUCUCACAUUAUAAUAUUAAGUUACGAUAUUUUUAGUUUUGUUUGGUUGCUCCUCCUCCCCUCCAGACACCACCAAAUCAGACCCGCAUACCCCCCCUGUGCUCAGGGGUAAUUGAGUGCAGUAAAUAAUUGCCUUCUGGUCAUGGUAGUACAUAAAUCAUUAGUCCUUCAUUCCAUUCCAGUAUAAAUGCUACCUAUUCUCUUAAUUUUUAUAGUUCUAACUACUUCUUCAGGGUUAUUCUUAGUCUGAGAACCAUAUAACCACUGACCUCCAUCAGGAGGGCCCUUCACCCUUUAGUAGCCCACCUAUAAAAAGACCAUGUCUGUUUAGACUAUUUUGCCUAUUUUUAUUAUAACAAAAAUAAAAAAUCCCUUGCACAUACCUCCCUGAUCUAGCAAUGUGUUUUGUGCUGAUUGAUGCGUUUCCUUCAUGUUAUACCUUUUUAUGCUUAUACACUUACUAUUGUCCUUCCUACGUUGUACGGCAUGAAGGGAGCAGGGUAUAAAUAAAGAAUAAAAAAAUAAAAACUUGUACUACAUAGGACUAGAACAAUAAGAUAGGCAUUUUUUGUGUGGUUUUUCUUUUUGACACUUAGCACAUUUCUUUGUGGGUUAUUUAGCAAGAAAUUACAGCAAUUUAGGGCUUUAAAAUAUGUAAUAUUAGAAUCUGUGAACAUAUCUUUUGUGAAUAUUUAAAUUAAAAUAAAUAAAGUGUAAUGUGUUAAAUUACCUGUUGAUAUGAAGGACGAAGCACCAUGACCCAAUGUGUGAAAGUUAUGUAUCUAGUGUGGCUACUCUGAAUGUUCUUUUAUUUAAUUUCAUUAUACCCUAUAGUUUUAUACUUUGGUAGCAAUGUUAGUGUUUAAUGUAUACCUACAAUAUUUAUUAAUAUUUAUAAUGUGUAGACAUUAUGCCAGUGAAGUGGUCUGUGUGCAGUGUUCCUAUCUUUUUAACCCUGCAAUGAAAAACAUUGUGUUUUGUAGGAACAGCAAGCAAUGUUUUCUUUGCAAAGUUAACACACCUUUAGUGACUGUCUUCCUGACAAACACUAGAGGUGCUUCUACUACUAUAGCUGAUUAAAGCUUGGUUAUAGACCAAAUGCUUCUCAGAGCUGCAUUGCAAUAUAUUGGGUGUGAUCAUUAAUAUUGUUAAUCUCAGGGUGGGAGGCGUAGUGGCUCGGUAAGGGAAGAAUGGUUAAUAAAAUCUUUCAAGCCCUCACAUAGCGGAAUACCUAAAUAAGUAGGGGAACACUAUAGCAUUAGGAAUAUAUGUUUGUAAUUACAUUUAUUACCAUACAUUGUAUAUAUAAUUAAUGUGAGACGUGGCGGGGACCCCCCUGUAUCUAGUGUGUUUGUUGGCUUUCCUCUGCAGCUCCAGAUUCAGAGUCGUACAUGGAGGAUAAUGAAAUCGAAAGAAUCAUUCUCGAUCAUGACAUUGGAAGUCCACACUCGAAUUCACACUCUAGGUCUGGUCUUUGUGGUAAGUCCUCUGGAAUUUCUGUUUAUACAGUGAAGACUGCAACAGAAUAUUUUGAGGAAAUUUUGUUUUUCAGGAGAUUUAAAAAUAACUUAAUAACAAUCCUCUCAACAUGGCAAAUAUGGAAAACUGUAUUAAUUUGCAGAAAUUGGUACAACUACAACACUGCCCAUUGAGUCAAUGAAAUUAAAGGAUGAGUUUUUACUAAAAGAUCCUUCAACUUGUGUACAUGGUGUGUACUUUGCACACACUAAACUUAGAUAGACAUUUCUGUGAGUGCAUUGAGUGCAUGAUAUAAUCUGUUUUUCUAUGUGACAGGAGACAACAUGUUCUGUGUAAGCAUGAAUGUUUUUACAAUGAAGCCGACAAGUCCUGGGUCUAGGUUGGCAGGUUUAAUAAGGCACAGAUUUUGAGCUCUUUUUCCAUAGAUAGAUUGAUUUGCCUACCUCCUUCCUUCUAACACCUCUUCCCUAAUAUGGUGCCUGCCUUCCUUUGCUUAUCAACACUUGGGCUGUUUGGGAGCCCUUCUGCACUCAGCUUCUCCUCCAGACAGUGUGACUCCAUGAAACUCACACUUAGACUCAGCUAGGCCUCCAGUAAUACACUGCUUAUUGUUUUAAAGUGAGCUUGUAACGGAUCACCUGGCACCCCGACUGGUUACCUCCGUUGAAGGAUGCUCCUAGCGCUUUCUGAGGACUCCAAGCACUGCAGCAGACACCAAAACCACCGAACCGUAGGAGCAUAUGAAUGCUCUCAAGCAUAUGAAUGUUGUAUACAGCCGAAUAGGAAAAACCAUGCGAAUAGGUUUACACUCCUAGCAGUCAAACUGGAACAGCAUACAAUAAAUCCUCCCCCAAUAAUGAGACGACACUUCACUUUGAGGGUUAAGCAGGAACUCCCUGGACUGGCACAUACAGCCUCUUUUAUUCCCAAUCCACAAAUUUAGUACUGCCCACAGGGUUUUACAUAACAACCAAUAACACACGUACAUUACAGAAAGACACUCCCACACAAAAUCCUCCCCUCUGGCUGUGAUAUGAUUACUGACCACAAUGGUGAAUCUAAUUAUCACAGCCAGAGAAAUACAGUUUUUCCACAUUAUUCAUAACUUGAAAAGUAUGCAUCACAUUCAUAUAAAACUUACAUUGUCAUACUCCAAAUACAAACAUAUGUCAAAAUCAUACAUAUUGGUCCAGUGGUUCAAAAGUUAAGGAAAAGUCCUAUUUGACCAAAUGCAGCAUGGCUUUUCUGCCCAAAACCAGUUCCACAGAGUCUUCUAUCCUGGAGAUAAUUGGGGAAGUAAUCCAAUUAUCUCCAGGACAGAGGCAAAACUCCAUUAGCCACAUGGCAGCAAAAGACAAUAAAACACAUAAAAACAUAUAACUGUGCAGCCAUUGCACAAAACAGGUACAUUCAACAUAUCCCCAGAUAGCUCAGAUCUGAGCGCACAUUAUUACUGAAUGGCGCUCAGAGCAUACACAUACAGUUCAAUUGCCAUGGAGCCAAAGUCUUUCCCAUAGUCUUUCAUUAUACAAAUGGGCUCCCUGGCAUAGCUAUCUGGGUAACACUGCUCACAUAGGGAAAGUACCGAAAGACCCAGCUUUUGGGUCUUUGCAGGGGAAAAUCCAUCCUUUCAACAUGGGGCCAUAGUCACAGGGCAGGAGGCCGGCAAUCAGUCUUCUCCAAUGCCCAGUGGCGAGGCUGGUUCCGCCACACUUAGCAAUAUUAACUAGCCACAGAGAUGUUGGUUUUUAUUUAAUUGAUCUGAUCAACCUAUUGCAGCAUUAAUCAGCUGGCAAAGCUUUAAAAGAGCUGACCAUUCAAGGAAAAACGAAGAAACCUCUAAUGAGGACAGAAAAUCAUUAAAUGAAAAUAGUACCCAAGAGCUCUCACUGCUAAAAAAGGUAGUCACCGUUACCGGCUGACAUCGAUGUUGGAGGCUUCCUCGUCCCUGCAAUCGCUGGGACUUGCACCUACUUGACCUGUCUAUCAAUGUAACUUGGCCAAUGUGGUGGUCUUCACCCCGUCUGGAUCCAUGGCCCCUGGCUUAUUUAGCAUUGCAAUUUAUUUUGCUUUCAUCUGGAGCACGAAGAGUUGAUGGUGAACUUUUGGGUUUUAACUGCCUUGCUCCGUUCGCUGUACUGCUGAUUGUUUGAAUUUAAUUUUACUUUAGCUUUCCUUUGUGUCACAUCACUUACCUAGAAAUGGGAACUUAACCUAUCGGGUUCUUAGCUGUUCCUCCUACUUACCUUACCCUUUAUGUGUUUGGGCUAUGCCCUGUGAGUAACCAAGCUCGCCCACAGCCAGGUGCUGACUCUUCUUUCCCCCCCCUCGAGGAGCUGAGUCUCGACGGAAGUGAGAGUCUGGUGCGUAUGACACAGCCAGCCCCGGGCUCUGAAUGA
Messenger RNA from Pelobates cultripes (western spadefoot toad), 9833 nucleotides. NCBI's taxonomy places the organism in Eukaryota, Metazoa, Chordata, Amphibia, Anura, Pelobatidae. The record is from the annotation of a GenBank genome assembly.